GCCUAGCCGAGCCCCGGGUCCAGCAUGGCCGCCCCGGAGCCGGCCCGGGCUGCACCGCCCCCGCCCCCACCCCCGCCGCCCCCUCCUGGGGCUGACCGCGUCGUCAAAGCUGUCCCUUUCCCCCCAACACAUCGAUUGACAUCUGAGGAAGUAUUUGAUAUGGAUGGGAUACCCAGGGUUGAUGUUCUGAAGAACCACCUAGUAAAAGAAGGUCGGGUUGAUGAAGAAAUUGCACUUAGAAUUAUCAAUGAGGGUGCUGCCAUUCUUCGGAGAGAGAAAACCAUGAUAGAAGUAGAAGCUCCAAUUACAGUGUGUGGUGACAUCCAUGGCCAAUUUUUUGAUCUGAUGAAACUUUUUGAAGUAGGAGGAUCACCUGCUAAUACACGAUACCUUUUUCUUGGUGAUUAUGUGGACAGAGGUUAUUUUAGUAUAGAGUGUGUCUUAUAUUUAUGGGUCUUGAAGAUUCUAUACCCAAGCACAUUAUUUCUUCUGAGAGGCAAUCAUGAAUGCAGACACCUUACUGAAUAUUUUACCUUUAAGCAGGAAUGUAAAAUUAAAUAUUCAGAAAGAGUCUAUGAAGCUUGUAUGGAAGCUUUUGAUAGCUUGCCCCUUGCUGCACUUUUAAACCAGCAGUUUCUUUGUGUUCAUGGUGGACUUUCACCAGAAAUCCACACACUGGAUGAUAUUAGGAGAUUAGAUAGAUUCAAAGAGCCACCUGCAUUUGGACCAAUGUGUGACUUGCUAUGGUCCGAUCCUUCUGAAGAUUUUGGAAAUGAAAAAUCACAAGAACAUUUUAGUCACAAUACAGUUCGAGGAUGUUCCUAUUUUUAUAACUAUCCAGCAGUGUGUGAGUUUUUGCAAAACAAUAAUUUGUUAUCGAUUAUUAGAGCUCAUGAGGCUCAAGAUGCAGGCUAUAGAAUGUACAGAAAAAGUCAAACUACAGGGUUCCCUUCAUUAAUAACAAUUUUUUCGGCACCUAAUUACUUAGAUGUCUACAAUAAUAAAGCUGCUGUAUUAAAGUAUGAAAAUAAUGUGAUGAAUAUUCGACAGUUUAAUUGUUCUCCACAUCCUUACUGGUUGCCCAAUUUUAUGGAUGUCUUCACAUGGUCUUUACCAUUUGUUGGAGAAAAAGUGACAGAGAUGUUGGUAAAUGUUUUGAGUAUUUGCUCUGAUGAUGAACUGAUGACUGAAGGUGAAGACCAGUUUGAUGAACGGCUCAUAUAUGGCAAUAAAAAAGUAGGUUCAGCUGCAGCCCGGAAAGAAAUCAUAAGAAAUAAAAUUCGAGCAAUUGGCAAGAUGGCAAGAGUCUUCUCUGUUCUCAGGGAGGAGAGUGAAAGUGUGCUGACACUCAAGGGCCUGACUCCCACAGGGAUGUUGCCUAGUGGAGUGUUGGCUGGAGGACGGCAGACCCUGCAAAGUGCCUGAAGUUCAUUCCUCCACCUUGGAAACCACCCUCAACGGCAGGGAAGGUUUGACAGACAGCAGCUUUGCUGAAGGGAUUGUCUAUUCCCAGCAUAGAGUGUGAGUUACUGGAGGGAGCUGAGCUUAAGGGGUCUAACUUGGGAAACUGUAUACCCACCCAACCAGGUCUGCUAGUAACGGCUUUUGAUAGUAUGGUUUGAGCAUUUGGUUGAAAUUAUUUCCCUAAGAUAAACUCACUUUGAAACAAAUAACAAAACUCUUGCAGAAGCUGCAUCUGUUGAUUUUUAAAAAAUUAUAUAACACUUUUAAUUUCAGCAGAUACGUUGUCUGAUGUUAGGCUUUACAAGUGAGAGGUAUUGAAAAAUAAAAUUUUAAUUCUGAGCCUUCAGUCCUAUCAGAAAACAUAAAUUGUCUUUUCAAUAAUUUUGAAGUUAAUAUAAGUAAUAUUUCUUGAGUGUUUGUAUAAACUGCACAACUCUUAAUGGAGUUAAAUGUUAUGUGUAUAUUUUAUAUGUGUUUUCUUCAUAGAAAUUUGACUGGGAGAUAGCCAUAAAUGCUACUGUCAAAGACUUGCAUGGGAAAAUAUGUGGCCAACUCUACUUUAAUAAUGUCAAAUUCCUCUUGGUCCUUUAUUCUGUGUUGUAUUGAGAAACACAGUUUAAGGCAGCACUAUACUUAAACUUAGUUGGGCUAUAUUAGGAUGCCCUACAUAGUUGAAAACAAAUAGAGGUGAAAUGCAACAGUACUUUUCAGAAUAAAAGUUUCCAGUUAUUAGCUCUCUUAAGCUUAGUGUUUAAGCUUCAUAUGCCUAUCUUUCAAUUCUAAUCGUUCAGCCUUUAUAGUAUGCAGUUUUGAAUGUUAUCCAUUUUAUAUUCUAGAAAACACUUGGGAUCAGUUAAAGUCCUGAAGAAAGAGCAGAGAAUAUUUUUUGACCUAGAAAAUGCCUUUCUAUAUAAAAUUAAGCACAUAGAAUGAUUUUGAAAGUGUAUUACUAUAUUUCAUACUUUAAAAACAUACUAACAGACUUUUAAACUAUUGAAUCAAGUAGAUACUAAUUUUCAUAGUGAGAUCAGUUUUCAGUCUUAAUUUAUUACCAUACACAGUGAAAGUUACAGAAUGUUUCAUACUAAGUAACUUCUGUUAUCAUAAAGUAAAUUCUCUUUUAAAGUAAAUUCUGGUAGACUUUUUUUUUCUCUAAUCAUUAAACUAUAGUGAAAUUUGUCAGUUCUGAAGAGUAGAAAUUCCAGCCCUGAUCAAACAGAAGUGGGUUGUUUAGUGGGCCUAGUUUUCUCCGGUACCAGGAACCAAACUCACGACCUUGCGCUUGCCAGGCAGGCACUUUGCCGCUGAGCUAAAUCCCCAGCCCCCUAGGGCCUAGUUUUCUGACUGGCACAUUCCAGGAGUACUUUUUAGGUAUUCAGGUGUAGAUUCUUCUUGUCAUUGAUGAUGUGUCUUAUUUGUAAUAUAAUUUAAUAAUUAAGGAAAAUGAACUCUUCCUUUAUUUGGUAUUUAUCCUGUUUCUUUUGGAUUCCUAAAUUUCCUUUAAUGUCUGUUUAAGAUUAGCAGUGUUAUCUUAAUUCCAUGGAUUCAUCAGUACCCUUUCAUAUUAGUAAGUGCUUUAGAUAAAUUAUAUCAUCUCUAAAUUACAUUUAUUCCUAAAAGGAUAUUUUAAUAAUUAUUCUAAUCGGCUUUAUUAUAAAAGAAACAAGGGAAAACACAAAUACUCUUUUUUUUUUUUUUUUUAAGGAGAAUACAAAUAUUCUAAGUAUGUGUACUUUGCGUAAAGUACAGAAAGGGCAAUAUUGUGAGACAAUAUUUUUCUGUGCAAUGUUAGGCCCAGGUCUUCAGUGUGAGCUCUUUUUACAGUUUAAACCCAGAAACAAACUAUUAAAGAAUCUUUGACUAUAAAAUGUACAGCUAAGUAUGUUGAAGUUAAGUGGGCCAGUAUUAGCUAUACCAAGAUGCAUUUCUUAUUUAUAAUAUGACCUAUAUGAAUAUGAAUAUCCAUAUCAUGAAAUAGUUACAAUUUAUUGCCUGAAAAACCCCUCAGUUCCAUCCCUUGAUGCCUCUUUAAUUGGUUGGUAGGUUUGAAAAGAUGUUCUGAAGCCUUUCUCUAAUUAAGAGUGCAGAGUCUGAGCCAGGCAUGGCAGUGCUCGCUUGCAAUCCCAGCACUCAGAAGGCUGAGGCAGGAGGAUCAUUGGGAGUU
Chinchilla lanigera (long-tailed chinchilla) is the source of this 3628-nucleotide messenger RNA. RefSeq names its product protein phosphatase 3, catalytic subunit, beta isozyme (gene Ppp3cb). The record is from RefSeq and is a predicted model, not a curated record. Gene Ontology annotation, cellular component: cytoplasm; calcineurin complex. The transcript has 14 exons. NCBI's taxonomy places the organism in Eukaryota, Metazoa, Chordata, Mammalia, Rodentia, Chinchillidae. Gene Ontology annotation, molecular function: calmodulin binding; calmodulin-dependent protein phosphatase activity. Bases 25 to 1425 code for a protein of 466 amino acids. Gene Ontology annotation, biological process: calcineurin-mediated signaling.